Messenger RNA from Rangifer tarandus platyrhynchus (Svalbard reindeer), 1203 nucleotides. Lineage: Eukaryota; Metazoa; Chordata; Mammalia; Artiodactyla; Cervidae. The record is from the annotation of a GenBank genome assembly.
AUGGAGACGCACAUCUCGUGCCUGUUCCCCGAGCUGCUGGCCAUGAUCUUCGGCUACCUGGACGUGCGCGACAAGGGGCGCGCGGCGCAGGUGUGCACGGCCUGGCGGGACGCCGCCUACCACAAGUCGGUGUGGCGGGGGGUGGAGGCCAAGCUGCACCUGCGCCGGGCCAACCCGUCGCUGUUCCCCAGCCUGCAGGCCCGGGGCAUCCGCCGGGUGCAGAUCCUGAGCUUGCGCCGCAGCCUCAGCUACGUGAUCCAGGGCAUGGCCAACAUCGAGAGCCUCAACCUCAGCGGCUGCUACAACCUCACCGACAACGGGCUGGGCCACGCGUUCGUGCAGGAGAUCGGCUCGCUGCGCGCGCUCAACCUGAGUCUCUGCAAGCAGAUCACCGACAGUAGCCUGGGCCGCAUCGCCCAGUACCUCAAGGGCCUGGAGGUGCUGGAGCUGGGCGGCUGCAGCAACAUCACCAACACUGGCCUCCUGCUCAUCGCCUGGGGCCUGCAGCGCCUCAAGAGCCUCAACCUCCGCAGCUGCCGCCACCUCUCGGACGUGGGCAUCGGGCACCUGGCCGGCAUGACGCGCAGCGCUGCCGAGGGCUGCCUGGGCCUGGAGCAGCUCACGCUGCAGGACUGCCAGAAGCUCACGGACCUGUCCCUGAAGCACAUCUCUCGGGGACUGACGGGCCUGAGGCUCCUCAACCUCAGCUUCUGCGGGGGCAUCUCGGACGCCGGCCUCCUGCACCUGUCGCACAUGGGCAGCCUGCGCAGCCUCAACCUGCGCUCGUGCGACAACAUCAGCGAUACGGGCAUCAUGCACCUGGCCAUGGGCAGCCUGCGCCUCUCGGGGCUGGACGUGUCCUUCUGCGACAAGGUGGGGGACCAGAGCCUGGCUUACAUCGCGCAGGGACUGGACGGCCUCAAGUCCCUGUCCCUCUGCUCCUGCCACAUCAGCGACGACGGCAUCAACCGCAUGGUGCGGCAGAUGCACGGGCUGCGCACGCUCAACAUCGGCCAGUGCGUGCGCAUCACGGACAAGGGCCUGGAGCUGAUCGCGGAGCACCUGAGCCAACUCACCGGCAUCGACCUGUACGGCUGCACCCGCAUCACCAAGCGCGGCCUGGAGCGCAUUACGCAGCUGCCCUGCCUCAAGGUACUCAACCUGGGCCUCUGGCAGAUGACGGACAGUGAGAAGGUCAGGUGA